Messenger RNA from Homalodisca vitripennis (glassy-winged sharpshooter), 1766 nucleotides. RefSeq names its product radial spoke head protein 3 homolog B-like. The record is from RefSeq and is a predicted model, not a curated record. NCBI's taxonomy places the organism in Eukaryota, Metazoa, Arthropoda, Insecta, Hemiptera, Cicadellidae. Gene Ontology annotation, cellular component: cilium.
AUGGUGGCGUCGCGUUCAAGGUUUUCGACGACAUCAAGAAGCUCAGGACUCCGAGAAAGACAGAGGAUCGCUUCAACAAUCUGGCUUCCUCUACAGACAACAUCAACAAGAAACCAUCAUUAUUACCACAAGAACUGCUUUUCGUCCGUGAACGACUUGGACAGCUUCAACCGCAAGCUCUCGCCCAAUGUGCGCAAGGAGAACAACAUGUCCAAGGAGUUCUUCAACAGCCUGGAUUCCAAACUGAGGACUUUGAACGCUCCCCCGCCGGCGCCGAGGCAGAAGAGGUCCAAUCCCGGCAAAUCCUUAGAUAACAGGCCGAUGUUCGUGACCACCGUGAAGACCGGAAUAUUCCUGGAGCCACCACCAGAGCUCGCGGCCAUCUUGGGGCUCAACAGCUAUACCUCCUCGGUCAACGGCUCUUCAGGCUCGUCGGGUUCCCUGCAUCCGUCCAACAUCGGCGAGGAGGUCCUUGUGUACAGCUUCGCGAGCCAGCCCCGCGUGGUCAACCAGAAGUAUCGGGUGCCUAAAGCAGCCCCCACGCGGCCCCAAGAUAACAAGAACAAGACUACGGUCCCCAACGGUAACAACAAUAAUAACAUCAACAAGAUCCGCACCAAAAGAGAGCUCAACACAACGCCACCCAAGAAAUUAGAUGGAACUCCUUUACCCUACGGAAACAUCAUGUACGACCGGCGAGUGGUGCGUGGCAGCACUUUCGCUCAGCAUCCCGUACCCGCGGCCGGAUGCGAGUCACAGGCAGCACGCCAAGCGGAGGCCAGGAGACGGUCCAUGGCCAGGCGCAAGGCCCAGACCCAGCAGACCAGAGCUAUGCGACUCCGAAUCGGUACCCCGCCACCGGUCGACGGCCGCAACCACGUCAUCGUGCAGACUGACCAGUUCAUGGAGGAGCUGUUCGACCAUCCUCCAGGAGCGACGGUGUCGUGUCAGACCGACUUCUUCUUGGACCGUCCUGAGACCCCCAUCUACGUGCCCUCCAAGACUGGCAGAGAUGCCAGGACCCAGAUUUAUCCUGGAGAGCUGUUCCACUUCGACACCGAAGUUCAACCCAUCCUGGAGGUGCUGGUGGGGAAGACCGUGGAACAGGCGCUGGUGGAGGUGAUGGAGGAGGACGAGCUGGCGGCUAUCCGCGAGCAACAGCGAAGGUACAAAGAAAUCCGAGCUGCAGAAAAGGCUGAGGAACAAAGACUGGAAGAACAGGAAAGAAGAAGGCGUGAAGAAGCGGCGAAGCGCGUGGAGGAGUUGGAGCUGACGAACCGUAUCCGGUUGGAGACGGAAGAUCGCGUGUCUGCAGCGGUGCUGACCCAGGGGUACCUCACAGACCUGCUGCCUUCUGUGCUCGAGGGGCUCAAGGAGGCAGGGUACUUCAUCGAUGACAUCAGAGAAGACGUGGAAGAAAACUUCAUGUCGUGGUUGAUGGGUGAAGUAAGGCAGGAGAUGCAGCGUAUGGUCGACAACAGGGAUCUGCUCUCGGAAAUAGUGCGGGAGAUCCUGGAAACGAGGGCGGAGGUGUACCGCGCCAUGGCCACGGACAAGCCAGGUCCUGGCAGUGACGAGGAGCCCACUUCCACUCCGCUGCCGGGCGUCUCGUCCGUCGUGCUGCACAAGGAUGAAAACACUGAAGAGACUGAUGAAACAGGUGAAACCAAACCUAAAGAAGAGACUGAAGUUAGGCAAUCUGCAGGAGACGACGAACCGACAGCUGAAAGCUAAAAUGUAAGUUUUCUGCAUGAAGUAUAGUUCAA